AUGAAUCACUACCCUCAAGCUUGGGGCAGGCCCAGAGAUGAUGUUUAUGGCCCCUAUGAUGCGUCCUACCUCCAGACGUCGAUGCCCAAGACACAUACACAAUCGCCAGCGGUCACAGGUACAUCAGUACUGGGAGUCAAGUUCAAGGACGGUGUAGUCCUCGCCGCAGACAAUCUUGCUUCCUACGGAUCUCUUGCCAGAUUCACAGAUGUCAAACGCCUGCGAACAUUCCCUCCUAACACUGUGAUCGGCUUUGGCGGUGAUGUUUCUGAUAUGCAAUACUUCGACCGACUCCUAUCAUCCUUGGACAUACGAGAAAACUACCUCUCUUCAACUGAACACAGCCUCAAUGCAAGGAAUCUACAUACAUACCUGUCGAAAGUUCUGUACAAGAGACGAAGUGACUUCAACCCACUCUGGAACCAGUUGCUUGUAGCCGGAUUGGAUGAAGACGACCAGCCUUUCCUCGCAAGCGCCGACCUGCUGGGAACUACAUUCUCCAGCCCGACUCUGGCCACAGGCUUUGGUGCGCAUCUAGCUCAACCAUUGCUGCGGAAGUUGAUGCCAAAGGAUGAGCAGAGUGUGAAGGAUGUGACAAAAGAAGAGGCGAUCAACGCAGUCAAGGAAUGCAUGAAAGUUCUAUUCUACAGAGAUGCCCGGAGUUUAGACAAAUACAGCAUCGCGGUCGUGACCAAGGAUGGGAUUGAGUUGAAGGAAGAUGAAAAGCUGGAAGACCAGAGCUGGGCAUUCGCGGACCAGAUUCGAGGCUACGGCACCCAAGUCAAUUAA
Messenger RNA from Exophiala aquamarina CBS 119918, 789 nucleotides. RefSeq names its product 20S proteasome subunit beta 7. Bases 1 to 789 code for a protein of 262 amino acids. NCBI's taxonomy places the organism in Eukaryota, Fungi, Ascomycota, Eurotiomycetes, Chaetothyriales, Herpotrichiellaceae. The transcript is spliced from 3 exons. The record is from RefSeq and is a predicted model, not a curated record. Gene Ontology annotation, cellular component: proteasome core complex.